AUGUUCCUUCCGUUCGAGAUUGGAGAGAUACAUGGCGCCCUUGAGCUUGCGUACAAGGUGAUAGAGAUCGGUUGGAGCAACGUCCACAAUGCGCACCAGCAGUACCUUGACUUCAAACAGGACAUCGAGGGUCUCAAAGAACAGCUCGAGAGUCUCCAGCUUACCAUCCAACUCAGCCGAACUAGAACGAGGGUUCGGCUAGCUCCCAGAGGACAACUGAACCAAAUCUUUCACAACUUCAAAGAAACCCUCGAGGCCUGUCGACAGCUUCUUGAGAGCCAACAGCGCCACAAUACUUCGCAAGGCCCAUUGUCUAAUAUUCAAUGGUAUAUGCUGGUUAAGGAUGAGGUCGACAUGCUCCGAGACCGCAUUGCGGUGCUCCACACGAAAUUAUCCCUGGCGCUGCAAUCGCUUGAAAUUGAGUCAAGAGAUGGCCAGGCCAACCUGAUGCUGGACUUGACCGACUUGGUUCUCAAAAGAAUAGGAUUGUUGGAUUCCAGAAUCGCGAGAGCUCUUGGAGAGGAGGCUCCGCCAGUGGAGCCACCGCAACGUCUCUAUGUCCCCGAGCCACUAGGGGAGUUUCUCGAGUUCAUCACCAAGGCGAGAUAUGGUAGCCUGACCACAAUCCCAAUGGGUCAGGGCGUCGACGAGGCUGUCUUCUACCUGGAUAGGGCGACGCAAUGGCAUGUGCGGCGGCAGUCAACACGAGCUCAAGCAUUCAAGUGGGCAAAUGUCUUCAGGGCCUACUGGCUUCUACAGGCUACGAGAGCGAGUGACGAGUAUCAGGCUGCUUCCACCACGAUAUCGGUCGCCCAGCUAGAGCAUGACCUUCCCCGCCUAGGCAUGACAGCGUCCCGAUUCUUCAGCAAGCUAGAGGAGAAAGUCGUCGAAGCCCAUGACCAGUUGGCCCGAUCAGCAGACGGCACGCCUUCACCGAAUCGACUCUUAGAAAUUCUCAAGCAAGACAAUAAUGCUUGGCAAAAGCACGAGGUGUGGAAGCCCCUACAAGCCAAAGACGACGAUCCGAGGCGUGGGGAAAGAGUGGCAACCUGUCGCCUGCGAGGUACAAACGCGUUGACGGAGCAAUCACUAGAGAUAUAUCGGCAAGCUGGAGACCAGGAGCAUCUUACCGUCAUAACAUGCGGCCCUGGCCGUGCGGAUCGAGUACACCAAGUCGACUUGAGCUGUGUACAUCUGGCCCCGUCCAUCGAAGCCGUGAGCCAAAGUUGCGGGCCCUAUUCGGUCACCUUGAACCCAAUCAGAAGUCGUAACCAGGGCGGGUUCAAUUUGCCAUUUCAGGGCGAAGAAGAUGUUUUCGAGUUUCAGGAAUGGAUGACAGGAUACAAAGUGGUGGACGACUACCCUCGCACCGUCGUAACCUCUCAGCUCGCAAACAUGGUGCUUGGGGGCGAGCGAAGGAGUAGCACAGGCCGAGUCCAGCUCUGGUCCUCGUCCCGACUGUCGGCUGGGUCCCAACUACCAGAGGAACUCCAAGAACCGGAGCACCCAAGCAAAACCCGCCGCGGCACUGAACCACGCGCGACAUCGCCUUACGCACCUGUCCUGAAUCCUCUCGCGUCCUUCUCGCAACUCAGCCUAUCGCUCCACCGAACCCGUAGCUCAUCGACCGGGAGCGUUAUCCUCGAACAGCAGACAGUCCCUUCACUAACGCGCACUUCGACCGUCACUUCAUCCACAUCCCGCUCGUCCAACUCGUCUCUAGUCGGAAUCACCAGGCGCCCAACAAACCUAAUCCAAGUCGACAGGCGCGGAAACAUGGGCUGCAUUCUCGACCACCCAGACCCUCCCCGCCUAGUCAUUUUCCUCCCCGCCGGCGCCGGUUCAGGGCCGUCCUUACUAGCAAUCGAGAUCGACCAACACAUCCGCAUCAACCCCACCCUCUGCGAUUGCCAGCACGACGACGGCACGCUCCGCCGCGGCAGCGGCAGCACCCAAUCCCAACAACAGCAAUUCGACCCCGACCCCGCCCCAACCCGUCCCGCGCAGCAGCAGCAGCAGCAGCGAUGCAAAAAGGUCGUCCUAGAAAUCUGCGGCGGCGCGUCGGGGAUUACGGCGCGGGAGACUGCUGCCGUCGCCACUACCAGGGCGGGCUCAAGGUCGGGAUCGGGAUCGGGAUCGGGAUCGGGAUCGGGGGGAGGGGAGGCGUGGAAUCUGGCGGGGGCGGGGAGGUAUCAGGGGGAGGGGAUGGCGCGGGUGAAGAGGUUGAAGAAGGUGGUUUUGGGGUUUGGGGGGGUUGAGGAGCGGAUACGGUUCGUGGCAGACUUUACGGAUUUGAGGGAGUUAUACCUGGGGGACUUGCGCGGCGCCGCUGGGUGA
This is a messenger RNA of Chaetomium fimeti, 2337 nucleotides long. RefSeq lists its product as uncharacterized. The transcript is spliced from 10 exons. NCBI's taxonomy places the organism in Eukaryota, Fungi, Ascomycota, Sordariomycetes, Sordariales, Chaetomiaceae. The record is from RefSeq and is a predicted model, not a curated record. The coding region runs from base 1 to 2337 and encodes 778 amino acids.